Molecule: messenger RNA, 1249 nt
Organism: Drosophila willistoni
Lineage: Eukaryota; Metazoa; Arthropoda; Insecta; Diptera; Drosophilidae
Product: transcription factor Ouib
Exons: 4
Coding region: 79-1158 (359 amino acids)
Biological process (GO): regulation of transcription by RNA polymerase II
Cellular component (GO): PcG protein complex; nucleus; transcription regulator complex
Molecular function (GO): zinc ion binding; RNA polymerase II cis-regulatory region sequence-specific DNA binding; DNA-binding transcription factor activity, RNA polymerase II-specific
Source: RefSeq, a predicted model, not a curated record
UCAAAUUGUUUAUACCAAACAUAAACAUUAAUCAAUCGAAAGAACUAAACAUAAACAAAUUAUUGAGUUUUAGCAAAUAUGAAUCUCUGUCGAUUAUGUUGCAGCUAUGCAAGCAGCAAGCAGUGUUUAAGACUUUUUGAUAGUCGCAACCAAAAAGUACUGGAAAAUAUUAAAACAUUAAUGGGUAUCCUGUUGGAAAACUUCAUGGGUAUGCCUGAAAUAAUCUGCCAAGACUGUGAGAUGAAAAUUCAAAGGAUAACCCAUUUCCGAAAUAGUUGCAUUGAGGCCCAAAUACAGCUAAUGGAGAGUUUGAAUUCAGAACAACUGAAACUGAUACCUGAAAAUUAUAAGAUUUGUAUACUGAAUUCGUCGACUUCACCGAAGCAUCAUUGUAUCAUAGAAUCUUACGAAGAUCUAAAAGAGGACAUAGUGGUCGAAGAAAAGUCAGCCAUUAUAACUGAGGAACUUGUCGCAGAGGAUAGUAAAACCGGUGAAGAGUUAAAGUUUCAUAUUAAGUUCAACAACGAAAGGCCUGAAGGCAAAACCAUUGACGAGGUCCAAAUAGAAGAGGCCGAUUUAAUUAGUAUAGACGAUUUGGUUUACCAAAGUGAGGAAGAGUUUCAAAUGAUAGAUGAGGACCCCACCGAAAAUGUAAAAUCGAAGGAGAAACUUGAUCGAACUAGUUUGAGCAAAUCGGUGUUCAUUUGUGAAGAAUGUGGAAAUCAUAUAAGUGGACGGAAGGCCUUCGACUUGCAUUGCCGUAGACAUCGUGGAGAAAAACAGUUUGAGUGCGAAAUCUGCCAGAAAGCAUUUUGCACCACAUCAGAGGUGAAGAGGCAUAUGCGAAAACAUACUGGGGAGCGUCCAUUUGAAUGUAAUUUCUGCAACCGUCGAUUUACGGACUACAGCACCCGUAGAAACCACGAAAGAACCCACACAAAUGAACGUCCUUAUGUGUGUCCGGAUUGUGGCAAAGCCUUUACCACUGCCUACAUACUCAAGAAUCACAUGCUAGUUCAUUCCGGGAAGAGAGACUUUCGAUGCAAUCUGUGUAAUAAAUCCUUUCUUCGGGACACUCAUCUCACUACACAUUACCGGUCACAUAUGCAUAAGCGCAAUUUGGACUUAGAGCGACUCAAAAUCGGCGUAUCCUGUUGAGCCAUUAAACAUAAGAAUUAUAAAUUAAGGUCUUAAUGCUAGAAACAAUCAACCAUUAUUAAAUAAACAAGACAUUGUGUAUUUAAAAGUA